Molecule: messenger RNA, 318 nt
Organism: Darwinula stevensoni
Lineage: Eukaryota; Metazoa; Arthropoda; Ostracoda; Podocopida; Darwinulidae
Source: the annotation of a GenBank genome assembly
AUGACGACGUGCAUUAAUGACACCAGAGAGGCCUUGAGGUGGGGCGUUUACCCGCGUUCUGUAUGCGCAGCCACGGAGAGAAGCCGCUAUGCGCACUGGCUAAAUGUGACUGCUGCCGCUCUUCACUCAAGAGCAUCAUGGCGUUUUCGUUGGACGAUGAUUAUGAUAUGGACAGGCGGCCUCGUCUUCGAGGUCGAGGAAGAGGAUACGGAGGAAGAGUUGGCAGAGGUUCUUCGGAUAUCAAAGACUCAACGUAUGGAAAUGGAGGAGAAAAAAAGACACGCAGCCGUGCAUGGUAAUGUGCUGGAGACAUGCUAG